This is a messenger RNA of Monopterus albus (swamp eel), 3152 nucleotides long. Its product is annotated as DEP domain-containing protein 1B-like. The transcript has 12 exons. Lineage: Eukaryota; Metazoa; Chordata; Actinopteri; Synbranchiformes; Synbranchidae. The coding region runs from base 325 to 1893 and encodes 522 amino acids. The record is from RefSeq and is a predicted model, not a curated record. Gene Ontology annotation, biological process: intracellular signal transduction.
CUAAUAAUGUGGCCAGUGAGUGUAUUUUAAUGUUAAUGUUGCUGUUACAACUAUUAUUUGUAGUUGAAUGAUGUGCCCAUAGGUCCAUGACUGUCACCGCAGUCACUUCCAUUCAUAAAUGCUGCAUGCCCCGGGGUCACGUGAUCAACGCGCUGUCUAAUCACGUCGUGCGAAUGACGUGACGCAGGAAAUUCAAAGUUGUUAUCAACGUUUUUGUGCAGAGCCUCUUGUGUUGUUUGCAUCUGCUGCUUAAGCCUAUGAAAGUUUACAAAUGUUACGAAUGUUCGUGUUUUCACAUGUGUGAAGCGGGUUUUCAGUAUCAGAAUGGAAGGAAAAGUCAUUGGACCAGGUCCAUACAGGGCAACGAAGCUGUGGAAUGAAACCAUUAAACUCUUCCGUGGAGGCAUGCCGUUGAGAAGGCACUGGGCACACUUCCGCUACUAUGAUAGCAGUUUCACAGGAUCUGAGGCUGUGGAUUACCUGCAUGAUCUGCUGAGGGACAACUACAACUUUGGGCCCGAGGUGACUCGCUACCAGACCCUGCAGCUGCUUAGAAAGUUCCUCAAGGCCCAUAUUGUUGAAGACAUUAAAGGACGUCACGGGACAGAGGACUUUGAAGACAGCGGCCAUCUGUAUAGGUUCCCUGCACUGUCUCCCUUGAAGUCUUUUCCAACAAAGCCUCUGUUAAGAGACAACAUUGACCUACCCAGACUCAUCCGCUGGGAUGAGUUUGACCUGCCAUCUACAUUAAUCUGCACUCAAGAUUUGUGGAAUAAAAGGCACAGUGUAGCUAUUGGAGAUGUACAUGAAUGCAAGCUCAUACGCAGGAAGGAGAUUACUCCAAAACAAGUGGACCACAUCUGGAAAUCGAUAACUGUAGCGAAUUUGCAGAGAGUGCUGGGCCUAAAGUCAUUGGAUGGAGUUUUAAACCCAACACAUGUGAAUGGCAAACACAUUGUUCACAAUGUGUUCAGUGUUAAUAAGACAGGCAUAGUCAUAUUGGAGAACAAAGCCGAGGACAUGCCCUAUUGGGUUGUAUCAGCAAUGAAAUGCCUCGCCAACUGGCCUAAUGGCAAUGAGACCAGACAGCCAGUGUACCCAGGUUUCGAGAGGGACGUUCUGAGAACAGUGGCAGAUUAUUUUCACAGACUCAAAGAACCCUUGCUGACUUUCCAUCUUUAUGAAGUCUUUGUCAACAUUCUCAGUUUGCUGCAGGAGCAGGAGAUAGCCACUGAAGCUCUUCAAGUCAGCUGUCUCUUACUGCCACCGCCCAACCGCAGACGCCUACAGCUUUUGCUACGUCUCAUGGCCAGAGUCUGCCAGAAUCCCCACCUGCCUCCGCUCAAUGACACCAUUGCUACCUGCACACUGAUGGUACAGAUUUUCUCUCACUGCGUUCUGGGCUCAGUAGAUGAGAUGGACUUGGACGAGCUGCUAGCCACCAAACUGGUGACUUUCAUGAUGGAGCACCACAACACCAUCUUCCAAGUGCCCUCCAAGCUGCAUAGCCAGGUUGAGGAGCAACUGUCCCACUUGAAACGAGUUCGGAUCAAAUACGCGGGUUCAGAUACAGAGUUCAGUGCAUCUCCAGCCUUUUGUAAACAGAUCAGCAGGGUGGGGUCUGAGGAACUGAAGGCGAUAGGUACCCAGACACCCCUGCAGGAGCUGCUGGAGGGCCUGAUUGCAGACAAAGAACUCCCUGCCAAGGACAAAAGGAAAAGGCUUAAACAGUUCCAGAAGUUGUACCCAGAAGUCUAUCACAAUCGAUUUCCCACUGAGGAAAGCAAAGCUGCUGUCAUACCUGAGAAAACCCCUGGACUCAAAAGUCAUAUGUUCUUCAACCUCAAGAAACCUUUCCAGCCUUUUCAGAGGAGCUGGAGUUUUAGAGCAUGAUCUGCCACUGCUGUCACACCUAUACAGGAUGUAUACACAUCUCAACCUCAGUGUUGUGAGAGACAGGACAAUGUGGCUAUAAUGUGCUGAUGCACCAAUACCAGUAUUGGGUUCAGCACCGCCCUCUGCUACUCGUACUCAUAAAAGUCUUUGGAUACCAUUUAAAGGCAACGUUGCAUCAACCUCACAGGUUGAACAAAGGUUUAGGUGGAGGAUGAGGAAUUCCAGUGGUUUAGAGAUAUUUUAAGAAGUGAUGAUGACAAUAGUAGUGUGUGGUGUAGAGUUAGUGCUUUGGAAGAAAAAUGACACACACAUAACCAUAACUGCUUUGAACCAGGGAGCACACAAUACCUGUCCUCUCCCACCUGUUUAUUACUAGGAUGCAGCACAUGUACGUCAUCACCAUGCGUACAGAGUACUUUCAAAGACAGGUAUAUUAGCGUACACUGUAAUACCCUGUUCAUACUUGUUCCACUAAACCCAAACAGUACUCAUUAUGCCUAUUGCCAUGAGUUGUUGUGAUUAAAACCACAGCUAGUUUGAUGUGGUUAGCGGUCAAGUACAAUGAGCUCUUUAUAUAAAUCUUGAAUUCUUGUGGACAUGGAGGCUGCUGUUCUCAGGAGACAGGACAAUGCCUCAGACAGUUUGCCAGUUUAAUAAUAGAGCAGGCACCAUUUUUCUUAAUUGUGAUUGUAAACUGCACUCCUACAAAGGUUAAGAACCACAGUAUUAGCUACAUUAUAUUGUGUAGUACUGAAAUCCAGCCAGUUCCGUGUUACACAUAAUUGCAAUGGCGGCAGUGCCAUGUUUGUUUACACAGAAAGUUACAUUUGCGGAUGUCAGCAGCAGCCUGCUGUUGUGUAUUUUAUUGAAUCAGAAAGUAAACGAUGGAUGACUGAGAAUCUGCACGGACGAGAUCUAAUAAGAAUAAAAAGACAAAUUAUUGCUCCUUAUUUUCAUUUGGAUUUCUGUAGUAGAAUAAGUGCUUGUAUUGGUACUUGGUAUUGACAGGUGCUCAAAUGUAAGUACUUGUGCUUGGUCUUGGAAAAAAUGGUAUCGCUGCAUCCCUGCUGUGAUGGUGCUUUGGUCACGGUUUUCCUCAGGUUAAUCACUAAAUAACAUAUUUAGAAAUAGUAACUUGGACUUGGUAGCACUGUCAAAUUAAGAUAAUUUAAAGGGCCACCUAAAUUAUCUAAUAAUUAUAGGGCAUUUCCCACUUCUCCCAGUGGUAUCAAGGCAUGCAGAUAUGUAGUUCUUUU